UUUGUUGGAGUAGUUCAUUUCUUGAUGGUCUUUUCUUUUUUUUCUUUUAGAAUUGGUUUUGUAUAGUUUAUUUAUCUAAUACAUACAUUAGUUCCCUCUGGUUUGGUGGUUUUACCUUUUUUGUCCCUUGGAAACCAUGAAUGCCCCCAAACUCAUUGUCCCUUCAAAAGCAAGUAAAUAUUAUCAAGGUUGUUGAUAUCAUUAGGUACACAGUGGGACAAACAUGCAUCCAUUCUCCAAUUGAUCUUGGCACAUGUCAUAUGUGAGUGACAAACAUCAAAUUAUAUCCCCCACAAAUAAUUCUAUCACUCAAUUGUUGAGAUGCAUAAUUUCUAGUUGAGUGAUGAUUUUCUUUCCCCCUCCUCCCCUGCCCUUCUUUUUUAUUGUUAUUUUUUUCUAGAACUUGGUGAAACAUGGGAGGCCUCAACUUAUUAGUUAGUAGAGGAAUAAUAUAUUAAUAAGCUAAUUUAUUAGCACAUAAAGAUCUAGCUCAAUGAGUUGAGAAGACAGAAGAAAAGAAGAGAAGAAAAAAAAAAAAAAACUUGAAUUGAUGUUUCCAAGUCCAGGCCUAAAAUACAUUUUUCAUUUCAUGGGCUUCUAUAUAGCUUUUGGAAAUUGAAAUUCAGGCCCAAAUUUCAGCGCCCAAAAUCCAUUUGAAAUUCAACCAAUUUUAAGGCUCAGCAUUCAUCAGAGUCUCAAUUUCAAAUUCCCUCCCUUUCCCUCUCUUUCAGAUGCAUUUCAAGAAAACAAUUCCACGAAUCACAGAAACCGAGAUUUCUGAUAAUGGAGAAGCGACUUGGUUCAUCUCUCAAAUCCUCAGCAGAGGAUUUCAUUUCCUCAGCGACAAAGCUGAAUUUGAAAUCUUCAAAAUCCACACUUAAAACCCUAAUUCACAGCAUCUCCACCUCUUCAUCACUCUCCACCACUCUCCCUUGCUCUCUCCACCAUUCCAUUUCCAAUUCAAUCCUUUCCUUCCAGAACCUUCUACAACACCCCCCUCAGCCUUUGGACCCUGCAAAAUCCCCUCCUUCAAAACGCCCACGCAGAGCUUCAUCCCGGAAAAACAAACCUAGUCCCCUUGAACAUGAAACCAAUCUCACCCAUGAGAAGCAAGAUACCAUUGAUAAAUUUCAAAUUCUUGCUCACAUUACUUUCUUAUGUGUUUCGCAACCAAAAAAGGCGUUUUCGCCGUCUGACUUGUUACCUGCUGUUCAGUUAUUGCAUGAUAAUCUGGUUCUUUUCGAGUCGGAUUUAAGCUUAUCAUUAGAAAUAGCAAGCUUAUGUGAGUUUUAUUGGAAAGAGAAUUUAUCUGGUAGAGAAAUGCUAAUUUCUCAGUUUAUACCCUUUUUAGUUUCGAGGUCAUUAACUUCGAAGAGGAAAAUCGAUGUGCAUAGAGUCUGUGCAUUGCGUGAGGCUUUUAAUUUGUUUGAUUUUGAAGAUGAGAGUAUAGAGGAUUUGAAAUUAUUGUUAAUGAGAUGUGUAAUUUCGCCUCUGUAUUUAAAAACAGAGGAUGGCAGGCGGUUUCUUGCGUUUAUAUUCGGGUUGAGUAUGCAAUUACUGAAGGAGGCUUUAGCAAUGAUAAAGUCUCAGAUUCCUUUUGGAAGGAAAUCGAUAUUGGAGGCGUAUGGAGAGAUUUUAUUCAGGGCGUGGAAAGGAGUUAAUGGGGAAUUAAAGGAUGAGAUUGAGAAUGGGUUUUUGCAGGGUUUAAUUGAGGCUGCAAUUUACUCGAGUUCAGGUGUUUUAGCAUCUUCUGUUAGGAGGGUUUUGGGAGCUUUUGUUAGUCAAAGGACUACCGAUGGUGUCGAAAAAUUACUUUUCCGGCUCGCUGAGCCUGUUAUCUUUCGCUCGCUUCAGGUCGCUAAUUCAAAUGUUCGCCUCAAUGCAUUGCAUUUACUUUUAGAUCUGUUUCCUCUUGAAGAUCCUGAUGUAACAAAAGAAGUUAAGGAUACACUGCUUGAUAAACAGUUCUUCUUACUAGAGAGAUUGCUCAUGGAUGAUUGUCCAAAUGUGAGAGUUGUUGCAGUGGAAGGUUGUUGCCGUGUUCUCCAUUUAUUUUGGGAGAUCAUCCCUUCAUCAACCAUUACAAAGGUACUUACAAAGAUUUUCGAUGACAUGUCACAUGAUAUAUCCAAUGAGGUCAGGCUUUCCACAUUGAAUGGGAUUGUUUAUUUGCUUGGAAAUCCACAAUCUCAUGAAAUUCUGAAAGUGCUCUUACAAAGAGUGGGGCAUCUGAUAUUAGAUAAUGUUCUAUCCAUUCGUGUUGCUGUUAUGGAUCUCCUCCUUCUUCUAAGAGAUAUUCCAUCUUUCCAGUUUAAUAAGGUUGUAGGUUUGGAUGAAUUAUUGUCAAGUCUGGCAAAUGAUCAACCACAGGUUGCUCAGAAGAUAACAAGAUUGCUUAUGCCAUCAUACUUUCCCUCAAAAGUAAGCACUGAAGAGGCAUGCAAUCGCUGUGUUACUCUUAUAAAAAGGUCUCCCAUGGCUGGUGCAAGGUUUUGUGAAUUUGCUGUAUCAGAGGGGGCAUCUCUUAAAUCUCUCAUGGAGCUAGUCAGAGCAUUGAUAAGUUUGGCGUUAAGACAUGAUAAGUUAGAAGCAGAUCAAAAGGAGGGUUUUCUUGCUGCUGCAUCCCAUCUUUGCAAUAGUCUAGUGGGUGAGCCAUGUUACAAGAAUGCUCUGAAAGAGUUAUUUGUUGGUGGAAAAGUAAAGAGCCUAUUUGCUUAUGCAUCAACUAGGUGUGCUCAAUCAUCUGUUCUCAACAUUUUUUCGUCCAUCUCUCCAGAGGAUGUGGCUGUGCUUGUUGAAGAAUGUAUGCAUCUCAUCACCAAUUGUAGUGGCAUCUCAGAUAACGUGGAAUUGCAAGACGAAGUGAGGUCUGCCCACAAAUUGAUGCUGUCUUGUGAUAGUUUUGAUGAUUUGUUUGAGGCUCUAACAAAGCUUUUGCAAAAAACUGCCUACCGUUGCCAUAUCAAAUUUGGGGUUGAAAUGCCAAAGCAGAGAAUUUCCCCUAGAAAAAGGAAGAAAUGCAAGUAUGCGGUUAAAAUAUCAGCUAAAUGGAAACACGUAAGUGGAAAAACUGCAUCCAACUUUGAGGACGAUUAUUCACUUGCUCUAGGUAUAGCCUGGCAAAUAAAAGACUUGCUUGGUUCUGAGGACUCUCGGAAAGCCAUUUUUGGGUCACAAGCUCUAGAACUUCCAUUCCUUGCUUUAAAAGUCAUUUCAGAAGUUAGCAUUAUGCAGUGCGUCAGCUGUGAAUACUUGGACUCAUCUCCUGUUUUAGCAUAUACGGCUCUUGCCUUGCAUAUGACUCUUCAAAAUAUAAAAAUUAGUACACAUGAAUCUGGUCAGAAGAAUGAUAGAACUGACUCUUCAUCAAUUCUGGAGCCAACGUUGCUGGAUGAGACAACAGAUCAUCUGCUUAAUUGUACCGACAAGCUGCUUGCAGCAGGUGACAGUGGAGUGUCUUGCAAUUUACCUGCAGACGCAACACAAGAAAGGAAGAAGGGCCACCGUAACAGAGUCAAGCAAAAGGAUUUUCAAAAAGAUGCCUCCAGUGCAAAUAAUGAUGGAUCUCUUCUUAGUAAAGAGAAGAUAAUGUCAAAUAAGGUGAAGCUGCUUACUACAGUUCUCAAGUUCAUUGUCGACUCCACUGCAAUGGGCUUUCUUUCUAACACCCACAGAAGGUGCUUGAGCUUUACUUCAUCGUAUAUAAAAUAUGUCAUCCAUGUCUUAGGGAAACAAUCUAACGAAAGAGUGCAAUUUAAGGAGGAUAAUUUGAAAGAAUGUAUUCUAUGCUUGAAAAGCUCUUUCAGCUAUGCAGCCAAGUUACUCAAUCUCAUCCUUAAAGACACCAAUGAAGCUUCACCUCCUCCAACGGAAACUUUUAAUCUGGCCAAUGAUAUGCUUGACCUAAUCACGUCAAUUGAGCUGUCUUUGGGCUCUAAUUUUGCUGCACGUCUUGCUGCAGGAGCAAAAUCUUGGCUGCCUGAUCUGAUUCUUGCCUUGGGAUCCAGGUGCAUAUUUCAACAAACUCCAGCAGAAAGCACAUACUUGACGGCAUUAUCUCAUGUUAAGCUCCAUUUUCCAUCAUGGCCUUUAAUUUUAGCGGAGAUUGAGCUCUGUGAGAUAAGCAAAGAUAGUCCAGAAAAGGAGGAUGAUAGAGAUUCAGAACCAGAUGAGUUUCCUCUGUUUGAGAAAUUUAUAGAAAUGAUACUUUCACUGUUGAAGGGAAAUCCGAAGGUGCUGGAUGCAGUUGGAGUGAUUUUUUUAACUUACUCAAUUGUUGGCCUAGAAAGGAAGGAUUUUGGAUUGGUAUUAGGACUCCUGCACUUCGUCCGUGUUAAGUUAGUUGGCCAAGAAGAUAGAGAGUGGACUGAACUUGAGAUGAUGCUGAGUUCUCUGCCGGACAUUUAUCCUCAGAUUGAGAGAGAAUCAGAAGAACAAAUUAAUGAAGAUGCAAGGCAGAAGUUAGAAAGUGCUAGGGCAUUGCUUGAACCUGUUUGGUUGUACCAUGUAUAUGAAACUGGGAGGUUUACUGCGAUGGAAGAGUAGAUUAUUAUAAUCAUUUAAUCCUUUUUAACAGCUUCUACAAUUGAAUCUUAAUGGGAAUACAUAUUUCCCAAUGUAAAGUGGAAAUGUGGAAAAAGAACAAUAAAGAAUGAAUAAAGUGUGUGUAUUAUUUUUGUAUUA
This is a messenger RNA of Ricinus communis (castor bean), 4683 nucleotides long. RefSeq lists its product as uncharacterized. The transcript has 5 exons. Gene Ontology annotation, biological process: mitotic sister chromatid segregation. Gene Ontology annotation, cellular component: condensin complex; nucleus. The record is from RefSeq and is a predicted model, not a curated record. Bases 784 to 4545 code for a protein of 1253 amino acids. NCBI's taxonomy places the organism in Eukaryota, Viridiplantae, Streptophyta, Magnoliopsida, Malpighiales, Euphorbiaceae.